AUGAGUGUGGAAAAGGACCAGGAUGGGUUCACCAUCAACUUCGAGGAGUUUGAAUCCGGAACGCUGAUAAUGCGAUUCAAAAAACUACCCGACGGAUCAUUCAAAUACAAAGUCAGGAAGACGAGAAGAGUUCUCGGUGGAGAACUUGUGCCGCUGAAUGAGAACACUGGUGUCCACGAGGGUACCAUUAAUCCAAAGCGAAUUGACCCACAAUACUAUCCAAUUCAGCCACCAUACCAGAUGAAAAACUACGAGGUCCGGACCAUAGAUAACCUGAGGUGGGAUUUGGGUGCAAUUCCUAGAGUCAAGCAGAAAUGGUCGUUAUCAAAGAGAUCCGAAGUGCCCAAAUACAUUUGUAAGCAAAAUAUCUACUUCCACCGCAAUUUUCAAACCAAGAACCGGAGAAUGCAAGACGAGAGAUUCCCACCGGUGACGGCGUUGUUUCGACCUUGCGAGUCGAAGAUCAGAAAACGUGCCAUCCAAUCUAUUAAUAGACUAUCUAAGAUGGAUGAAGAGAGCGGCAUCAGCCCGCAGCUGGCUCAAGUAGAUCCCUUUGCGGAACAGAAAGCAUAUUUCAAAUGUGGAGAUGGGCUCUACGGUGAGCAGUUCCCCAAAGACGACGAUCCUGACCAUCACUUCAAACUCGGCUGGCUCACAGUGUUUGAAGAUCAAGAGCUUUUCGGUAUGAGUGGUAUGUUUGACUUGGUAGUAGGGACAACGACAGCAUUGGCCUACGAUCAAGAGAUCCAAAAGAGAUGGAAAAAACUAUAA
Candidozyma duobushaemuli is the source of this 771-nucleotide messenger RNA. RefSeq lists its product as uncharacterized. The transcript has a single exon. Bases 1 to 771 code for a protein of 256 amino acids. The record is from RefSeq and is a predicted model, not a curated record. Lineage: Eukaryota; Fungi; Ascomycota; Pichiomycetes; Serinales; Metschnikowiaceae.